AUGGCUGCUGUUAAGAAGGCUGAAGAUGUUGUGAACGUCGAUGUAUACUCCGUUAAAGGUCUUCUUAGUGUAGGUCACCGUUAUUUAGACGUCAGAACCCCUGAGGAAUUCAAUAAAAGUCACGUGGAUGGAGCUUUCAACGUCCCUUACAUGUUCAUCACACAAGAAGGUAGAGUGGAAAAUCCAGAUUUUCUGAGCCAAGUUUCCGCAAUUUGCAAGAAGGAUGAUCACUUAGUCGUGGGUUGCAAUAGUGGGGGCAGAGCACGUCGUGCUUGUGUCAACUUGCUUAAUGCUGGUUUUGAGCAUGUGAACAGCAUGGAAGGGGGUUAUUCCAAAUGGGUGGACAGUGGACUCGCAGGGGACAAACCAGCCGAAACGUUAAAAACAGCCUGCAAAUUCCGCCCCUAA
Messenger RNA from Morus notabilis, 408 nucleotides. RefSeq names its product protein HIGH ARSENIC CONTENT 1, mitochondrial. The record is from RefSeq and is a predicted model, not a curated record. Lineage: Eukaryota; Viridiplantae; Streptophyta; Magnoliopsida; Rosales; Moraceae. The coding region runs from base 1 to 408 and encodes 135 amino acids. The transcript has 6 exons. Gene Ontology annotation, molecular function: catalytic activity.